AUGGCUUCUCAAAUUGCUCGUCGAUUGAUCAUUUUGGGAGCUCCUGGAUCAGGUAAAGGUACAAUUGCUAAUCGAAUAGUAAAAACCUAUGGCAUGCCUUACAUUGUGGUUGGUGAUCUAUUUCGUCGACAUAUUCAGGAACGAUCUGAGGACAGUAGAACGAUAAAAGAACAUAUUGACAAAGGUGUACUCUUACCUGAUGAUCUUGUUCUGAAGUCAAUUGUUGACGAAUUGGAAAAAUUUCGUGAACAAGGAUUUCUACUCGAUGGUUACCCCCGAACGUUAAAUCAAGCGGAGAUGUUACAUCGUCAAAUGAAAAUUGAUCAUGUCAUUGCUUUGAACGUUCCUGCUGACGAAAUCAUCAAUCGAUUGAAAGAUCGAUGGGUUCAUCUACCCAGUGGACGUGUUUACAAUCUUCUAUGGAGUCCGCCGAAAGUGCCCGGCAAAGACGAUGAAACCGGCGAACCAUUGUCUCAGCGUGAAGACGAUAAACCUGCUAUCAUUCGCCAUCGCUUAAAUACAUAUGAUAAGAACACGAAUCCAAUCAUGGAAUUUUACAAAAAAUUGGGUGUUCUACAAGAAUUUCAUGGACGUGAAAGUGAUAAAAUAUGGCCGGAAUUGAAAAAAUAUCUCGAUCAUGUUCUCAAAGAACCUAGUGCACAAAAAGUAGCUGCUUAA
Adineta ricciae is the source of this 678-nucleotide messenger RNA. Lineage: Eukaryota; Metazoa; Rotifera; Eurotatoria; Adinetida; Adinetidae. The record is from the annotation of a GenBank genome assembly.